AUGUCUGUCAAGGUUUACAUUUUUAUCAUGGCAAAGUUCACGGACGAGCAACGUUUGGAAAUCAUUAAAACUUACUACCGAAAUUCUGAGUCGGUAGUCGCAACUUUAAGAGCACUUACUCCAAUUUUUGGUCGCAAUAAUCGUCCCACCAGACAAGCUGUGCGUGCGAUGGUGAAUAAAUUUGAAUCAACAUAUUCACUUUUGAAUAUUCCUGUGCCAGUGAGACAACGUACCGGUCGAUCUAUUGAAAACAUUGCAGCCGUAAGAGCUUCAGUUCAAAAUGAACCAAACCAGUCCAUUCCACGCCGUUCACAAGAAUUGGGAAUUUGUCAGACCACAUUAUGGCGAAUUUUACUUAAAGAUCUCCAUCUACACCCUUACAAGAUAAAAUUAACCCAAGAAUUGAAACCUCUGGAUCAUUUAAGGCGCCGAAACUUUUCCGAUUUUGUUUUGCAAAAGUUUGAAGAAAAUCCUGAAUUUCAUCAAAAACUUAUCUUUAGCGAUGAAGCUCAUUUUUGGCUGAAUGGCUUUGUCAAUAAGCAGAAUAUGCGUUAUUGGACAGCAACAAACCCACAUGUGCUUCAUGAGACUCCAUUGCAUCCACAAAAAGUUAGCGUAUGGUGUGGAUUUUAUGCUGGAGAUGUGAUAGGGCCGUAUUUUUUCGUCGAUGAAAAUAAUCGCCAUGUUACGGUCAAUGGAGUUCGCUAUCGUGCCAUGUUGGAAGAGUAUUUUUGGCCAGAAUUGGAUGGAUUUGACAUCAGCGAUAUGUAG
Messenger RNA from Dufourea novaeangliae, 771 nucleotides. RefSeq lists its product as uncharacterized. The transcript has a single exon. NCBI's taxonomy places the organism in Eukaryota, Metazoa, Arthropoda, Insecta, Hymenoptera, Halictidae. Gene Ontology annotation, molecular function: nucleic acid binding. The record is from RefSeq and is a predicted model, not a curated record. Bases 1 to 771 code for a protein of 256 amino acids.